Molecule: messenger RNA, 1103 nt
Organism: Hemiscyllium ocellatum (epaulette shark)
Lineage: Eukaryota; Metazoa; Chordata; Chondrichthyes; Orectolobiformes; Hemiscylliidae
Gene: nip7
Product: NIP7 nucleolar pre-rRNA processing protein
Exons: 5
Coding region: 30-572 (180 amino acids)
Biological process (GO): ribosomal large subunit biogenesis; ribosome assembly
Cellular component (GO): preribosome, large subunit precursor; nucleolus; nucleus
Molecular function (GO): RNA binding
Source: RefSeq, a predicted model, not a curated record
GGUUCCGGUUGAGCGCGUGGAUCUGGGCGAUGCGGCCGUUAACGGACGAGGAGACCCGGCUCCUUUUUGAGAAACUCUCCAAAUAUAUUGGAGAGAAUAUAAAGUUACUGGUGGAUCGGCCUGAUGGAACCUACUGCUUCCGUUUACACAAUGAUCGUGUUUAUUACGUAAGUGAGAAAAUCCUGAAGUUGGCAACAAACAUUUCUCGAGAUAAACUUGUUUCAUUCGGAACCUGCUUUGGAAAAUUCACUAAAACUUUAAAAUUCCGACUUCACAUUACAGCACUCGACUAUCUUGCUCCUUAUGCCAAGUACAAAGUGUGGGUGAAACCUGGAACAGAACAAUCUUUUCUUUAUGGAAAUCAUAUAUUGAAAUCUGGCUUGGGCCGAAUUACUGAAAAUACAACGCAGUACCAAGGUGUAGUGGUUUACUCCAUGGCAGACGUUCCUUUGGGCUUUGGAGUUGCUGCAAAAUCAACACAGGAUUGCCGGAGAGUAGACCCUAUGGCAAUUGUUGUAUUUCACCAGGCUGAUGUUGGCGAAUAUCUUCGAAACGAGGACACUCUAACAUAACUCAUUUUGUCAAUCAUAUUAAAGACUAUUGUUCUCAAACUGAGAGGAUUAGUAACAUGGAUCACUCUUUACUAACCAGAUUCCUGUGAUAUCUUCACAAGGAAAUGUACAACACCCAGUUUUGAUGAGGAAAUUAAGUGAAUUCAACAAGGUUUCAUGGAACAGGAUGCUUGCAAGGUGGUAUCAUUUGUGAACCUAGCAGAUUAUUGGUUCAGAGUUGUAACAAUUGUACACAGGAGCACUUUCUUUUGAAAAUGCUACUGAGGAGUGAGCCUCUUCCUUUGCUUUUAAAUUAUGAUGAAGUUUCAGAUAAUAGGGUAAUUUAAUAGAUUUGACUGUUGAAAAUCCCAAAAUCCAAUUUGUUUACAUCUGGAGACAGGAUUAUCUGCAGGAAUGUCUGUAUGAGGUUCAUUCAUAGGUAAUUUGCAUAUUUCAUUUGGAGGGCAUUGAACCCCAUUUUGUUAUGUUUGAAUUACUGUAAUUAAAAAAAAACUGCUAUCAGGUUGUCUUUCCAUAAAUUGUUAACUAUAA